Molecule: messenger RNA, 1315 nt
Organism: Salvelinus sp. IW2-2015
Lineage: Eukaryota; Metazoa; Chordata; Actinopteri; Salmoniformes; Salmonidae
Gene: u2af1
Product: U2 small nuclear RNA auxiliary factor 1
Biological process (GO): mRNA splicing, via spliceosome
Cellular component (GO): spliceosomal complex; U2AF complex
Molecular function (GO): metal ion binding; pre-mRNA 3'-splice site binding
Source: RefSeq, a predicted model, not a curated record
AAAGCGCGCGUGUGCACAAACUCCAUUCGACUUUGCACUCCUAGACAGCGCAAUUAAAAAAAAAACUGUGGCAAAGCUUGAAGUCCAUAAAACUUAGUGCACUGUGUUCGUAAAAUAUUAUAGUUUUGGGAACAGACAAAUUUAUUGAGAUCAGAUGUUUAAUUGAUGAGGAAAUUGGCAGAAUGUUGGCCUAGUUCCAUCCACUACUGGACUUCCUCUGACUAUAAUAUUUGGUGGUGAGAAAACGUUCUAAACGGAGGCUUCAGCUUUAUAGCCCAUUUGACGUGUCUGGGUUACCCUUUCUGUCGGUGGUCCACAUUUUACACUCUUUGGUUUAGUCGACAUAAUCGAAAAUGGCGGAAUACCUGGCGUCCAUUUUCGGUACAGAGAAAGAUAAGGUGAACUGUUCUUUCUACUUUAAAAUUGGUGCCUGCCGCCAUGGUGACCGAUGCUCCAGGUUACAUAAUAAACCAACUUUCAGCCAGACCAUCGUGACUCAAAACAUCUACCGUAACCCCCAAAACAGUGCGCAGACGGCAGACGGCUCCCACUGUGCCGUCAGUGAUGUGGAGAUGCAGGAGCACUAUGACGAGUUCUUUGAGGAGGUCUUCACAGAGAUGGAGGAGAAGUAUGGAGAGGUGGAGGAAAUGAACGUGUGCGAUAACUUGGGAGACCAUCUGGUCGGAAACGUAUAUGUGAAGUUUCGUCGUGAAGAAGACGCUGAGAAGGCAGUGAUGGAUCUGAAUAACCGCUGGUUCAACGGUCAGCCCAUCCACGCCGAGCUCUCUCCCGUUACCGACUUCAGAGAAGCCUGCUGCCGCCAGUACGAGAUGGGGGAGUGCACUCGAGGAGGCUUCUGUAACUUCAUGCACCUGAAGCCCAUCUCUAGGGAGCUGAGGAGGGAGCUGUACGGACGCCGCAGGAAGAGGGGAGGGGGGCAUCAUUCUCGCUCCCGUUCCAGGGAACGUCGUUCGCGCUCGAGGGACAGAGGAAGGGGAGGUGGUGGUGGUGGAGGUGGAGGUGGACGUGACCGCGAAAGAAGGCGCUCCAGAGACAGAGAACGCUCGGGAAGAUUCUAAACCGAGCAUCUACCAAACAGCCACCCCUCCCAUCUCCAUUAUCACUCUCCAUCCAUCCCCAAAUCCCUCUAUCCUUGCCUCCAUUGCGGCUUAUCAAUUCACCCAUGGCCCUUUCAUGUAAUUGUGUCCCAAUGACAAAUUAAUUGGAAUAUGUUGGACUUGUUUUUUUUUCCUUAUAAUUUUUAUUCAAGAAAUGGAACACUUUCCUUUUCAAUAAAAAAACUAUAUGAUUUGUA